This is a messenger RNA of Dovyalis caffra, 3396 nucleotides long. NCBI's taxonomy places the organism in Eukaryota, Viridiplantae, Streptophyta, Magnoliopsida, Malpighiales, Salicaceae. The record is from the annotation of a GenBank genome assembly.
AUGUGUGUGUGCUGCCCUGCGUUGAGGUCCAGAUCUCGGCAACCUGUUAAAAGAUAUAAGAAACUGCUUGCUGAGAUUUUCCCCAAGUCCCUUGAUGGUCAUCCAAAUGAAAGAAAAAUUGUCAAGUUAUGUGAAUAUGCUGCAAAAAACCCAUUUCGAAUCCCGAAGAUUGCAAAAUAUCUAGAAGAAAGGUGCUACAAGGAACUGAGGAGUGGGCAUGUCAAGUUCAUUAAUAUUGUUACGGAGGCAUACAACAAGUUGCUCUGCAUGUGCAAGGAUCAGAUGGCAUGCUUUGCCAUUAGCUUGUUGAAUGUCGUCAGUGAACUCUUGGACAAAUCUAAGCAGGAUCCAUUGUUGAUACUUGGAUGCCAAACAUUAACGAGGUUCAUCUAUAGUCAGGCAGAUGGAACUUACUCACAUAACAUUGAAAAGUUUGUUCAUAAAGUGUGUAACCUGGCACGUGAGAAUGGGAAUGGAAAUCAUAAACGUCGCUUGAGAGCUUCAAGUCUGCAAUGCCUUUCAGCAAUGGUGUGGUUCAUGGCAGAGUUCUCAUACAUUUUUGCUGCUUUUGAUGAGAUUGUGCAUGUCACAUUAGAUAACUACGAGCCAGAUGAAGAAGAUGAUGUGAGAGAAGAGGCACAUCAUAAUUGGUUGGAUGUUGUUAGAUCUGAGGGAAGAGUUGCAGAUAUGGGCUCUAGCUGCAUGGCCAUUAGACCGCGACCAGAAAAGAAAGAUCCAUCUCUUUUGACAAGGGAAGAGAUUGAGACACCCAGAGUAUGGGCUCAAAUUUGUAUUCAAAGAAUGGUUGAGCUGGCAAAGGAGAGUACAACAAUGCGGCAAGUAUUGGAUCCAAUGCUUGUGUACUUUGAUUCUGGACAUCACUGGGUUCCUCGGCAAGGGUUGGCCAUGAUAGUUUUGUCUGAUAUGUCUUACUUAUUGGACAGUGCAGGCCACCAUCAGUUGGUUUUAGCUGCUGUCAUACGCCAUCUGGACCAUAAAAAUGUUGCACAUGAUCCUCAAGUCAAGGCUUAUGUCAUAGAAGUUGCUGCAGCUUUGGCUAGACAAAUUAGAUCAGGAGCAGUGCUGACAGAAAUUGGGUACGUCAGUGAUCUAUGGAGGCAUCUGAGGAAAAGUCUUCAGGCUGCAGUUGAAUCUGUAGGAGAGCAAGAGUCAAAUUUGAACAUCUCACUCCAGCAUUCCAUUGAAGAUUGCUUGCUUGAAAUUGCUAAAGGAAUUCGCGAUGUGCGACCAUUAUUUGACAUUAUGGCUAUAGCACUGGAGAAGCUGCCAUCUUCUUCUGGAGUUUUUACCCGUGCAACCAUUGGAUCAUUGAUGAUUCUUGCCCAUACGAUUUCAUUAUCAUCACUCAGUUGUCAUUCACAGCAGGUUUUUCCUGAAGUACUUCUUGUCCAACUUUUGAAAGCAAUGCUGCAUCCAGAUGUUGAGGUGCGAGUUGGAGCACACCAGAUAUUUUCAGCUCUUCUCAUUCCAAGUUCUGAUCAUCCCCUACGUGAAGCUGCUUCCCAGCGACCUGGUUAUACUUGCGAACCAAAAGGAUGGCACUCUGAUGAGGCAUCUGCUUCAAUUUCAUCACUACUUGAAAAGCUCCGAAGAGAGAAAGAUGGUGCCAAAAUGGAAAAGCAUGGAAAUGAUGCCCAUGAUGGUUAUAAAGAAAGGGAUGUUGUUGAAGAAGAUUGGAAGCAAGGGCGUCCCCGAAAGAAUUCCCCUAAUUUCUACAAAAUAAGUUCUAUAAUAGAUAGGACUGCAAAUACCACCAACUUGUCUCAUGCAGAACCGCAUAUUAUGAAGCUUAGCGAGGAUCAAAUAGCACAACUGCUGUCUGCCUUCUGGAUACAAGCCAACCUUCCAGAUAACACGCCCUCAAAUAUAGAAGCUAUAGCUCAUUCUUUUGUUUUGACACUUAUUUCUUCACGAUUGAAGAACCCAAAUGACAACCUCGUGGUCCGCUUCUUUCAGCUUCCGCUUUCUCUCAGAAAUUUAUCCUUAGACCUGAACAAUGGAAUGUUACCUCCAGCAUGCCAGAGAUCAAUUCUAGUAUUAUCGACAGGCAUGUUGAUGUUUGCGGCUAAAACAUAUCAAAUUCCCGAGUUGAAUGACUUGCUCAAGUCAUUGCUUCCUUAUGAUGUUGAUCCUUACAUGGGCAUUAGUGAUGACCUUCAAGUACAUGUAAAGCCUCAGGCCGAUGUGAGAGAAUAUGGAUCUGUUGCGGAUAAUCAAUUAGCUGCAUCUUUACUCUUUGAGCUACAAAGCAAAAUCUGUGAAUCUGACAAGGUCUUAAUGGACAUCUUAAUACGGACCCUGUCUACCACUACUGAGCUGGAGGUGGAUGAGUUGGCUCGGCAAUUGUUAGAACCAUUUACUCCUGAUGAUGCAUUCAUGUUUGGUCCACAAUCAAUACUUGAUGAUCACAAUCAAAUGGUUUCCCAUUCCAAGGAAUCACUUUCCUUUGAUGAGGAUAUUGCAACAAAUUCGUUGGUCGAUGAUGAUGGGAUAAGUGAAGCAUCUGUUGCAGACCUUUCCCGCUUCAUUCCAAAAAUUCCUUCAUCCCCAUCUAUCUCCCAUGUUAUCAGCAUUGGACAGCUUUUAGAAUCGGCACUAGAGGUAGCGGGUCAAGUGGCAGGGACUUCAGUCUCUACAUCACCUCUCCCAUAUGACACCAUGGCCAAGCAUUGUGAAAAUCUGGGGACUGGCACAAGAAAGAAGCUCUCCAACUGGCUGACCUAUGAAAAUCAUUACAUCAGAGCGAAUGAGAAACACUUACCAGCAUUUGCUGCAAAUGGAUGCUUGGCACCUUGGAAGAGGAAAUUAGAUUUGAUUGGUCGGGGCAACAAGAAGGUCCAGCACGGUGAUAUUGAAGAACCAUCUGGAGAUUCUUGCUCUCAUGUAGUCAAUGUUCGUGAUGAAUACACUUGCAAGGGUUCGUUUAACGAGGAUGAUAAUGAGGGGUGUCUGACUAUUGUACAUUCGGUGACAAACAAGAAGAGGAUUAGACAUCAUUGGGAACCAUCCUUAAUUGUGAAGAUCCUGGGAAGAAAAAUUGGUCAUCAUUUCGGUGACAAACAAGAAGAGGAUUUGUUGAAUCUUUUAGUUCAUGGAUGUUGGUGCAAGAAACGUGUGAAUCCUACCAUUCAAGAUACUAAGAAUGCUAAAUCAGGAGAUAUUAACUUUGUUUUAGGGAGACAUGGGAAGGUUAAAAAUGGGAAGUAUAUUUCCCAUUUCAAAUCUUCUCCAUCUUGGAGAGUUGUUGGUGAUUUAUCAAAUUCUAGAGCUAGAACUCAACUGGGUCAAGAUGCGCAUGAUCCUAAUAAAGAUAUUUCACGACAAAACCCUUGUGGAAUUAAGCCCGCCAUUAAGAGUAAGACAUACCAAGCUUGA